Messenger RNA from Myotis brandtii (Brandt's bat), 2578 nucleotides. It is a transcript of the gene ZNF512, whose product is annotated as zinc finger protein 512. The coding region runs from base 209 to 1909 and encodes 566 amino acids. Gene Ontology annotation, molecular function: zinc ion binding. The record is from RefSeq and is a predicted model, not a curated record. The transcript is spliced from 14 exons. NCBI's taxonomy places the organism in Eukaryota, Metazoa, Chordata, Mammalia, Chiroptera, Vespertilionidae.
CGAGGCAUUGGCGAGCGGCUCGUCACGUGACCCGCGGCGGCGGCGGCAGAAGCCCCCUCGGAAGCCGCCCGGCGGAAGUGGGCGUGCGGGCCGGAGUCGCGCGGCGCGGACUGCGCAGGCUCCACAUCCGGGAGAGGCGAGGCGAGCAGAAGUGGCGUUGGUCUGGCUGGAGCCCCGGGGUGAAUUUGUUAGGCGCGGAGAGGGAGUGAUGUCUUCCAGGCUCGGUGCAGGACCCGCCACUUCGGGACCCACAUCCUUUAAGCAGCAGAGGAGCACGAGGAUCGUGGGAACUAAGACUAGCAGGACCAAGUGCUCCAUAAAGGAUAACAGUUUCCAGUACACUAUUCCUCACGAUGAUUCCUUCAGCGGCUCAUCAUCUGCCUCGUCAUGUGAACCAGUAAGUGAUUUUCCAGCGACCUUCCGAAAAUCUACCUACUGUAUGAAGAUGAGAAGGAUCAAGCCAGCUGCUACUCCCCAUGUUGAAGGGUCAGGUGGAGUAUCAACCAAAGGAAAAAGGAAACCCAGGCAGGAAGAAGAUGAAGAUUAUCGAGAAUUUCCUCAGAAGAAGCAUAAGCUGUAUGGGAGGAAGCAACGGCCUAAAACUCAGCCUAAUCCCAAAUCCCAGGCUCGUCGUAUUCGGAAGGAACCACCAGCUUAUGCAGCAGGCAGUUUAGAGGAGCAAUGGUACUUAGAAAUUGUGGAUAAAGGCAGUGUCUCUUGUCCUACCUGCCAGGCAGUGGGGAGGAAGACCAUAGAGGGCUUAAAGAAACACAUGGAAAACUGCAAACAGGAAAUGUUUACUUGCCAUCAUUGUGGGAAACAACUUCGUUCACUGGCAGGGAUGAAGUAUCACGUCAUGGCAAAUCAUAAUAGUUUGCCCAUUUUGAAGGCCGGAGAUGAAAUAGAUGAGCCAAGUGAGAGGGAACGGCUCCGAACAGUUCUAAAGAGACUGGGAAAGCUUAGGUGCAUGCGUGAGAGUUGCUCUAGUAGCUUCACCAGCAUCAUGGGAUAUCUGUACCAUGUCAGAAAAUGUGGCAAAGAGGCUGCGGAGCUGGAGGAGAUGAUCUUGAAGUGUCACCACUGUGGGAAGCCGUAUAGAUCGAAGGCUGGACUUGCGUAUCACCUGAGGUCAGAGCAUGGGCCUGUCUUUCCAGGGUCAGGACAGCCAGAGUGCUUAAAAGAGAUGAGCCUGGAGCCAAAGAGUGGGGGCAGAGUUCAGAGGCGUUCUGCCAAGAUAGCUGUGUACCACCUGCAGGAGCUGGCCUCUGUGGAACUGGCCAAGGAAUGGCCUAAGAGGAAGGUUCUUCAGGAUCUGAUACCUGAUGACCGGAAGUUAAAAUACACUCGCCCUGGGCUACCUACCUUCAGCCAGGAAGUACUACAUAAAUGGAAGUCAGAUAUCAAGAAGUACCAUCGUAUUGAGUGUCCUAACCAGGGUUGUGAGGCUGUCUACAGUAGUGUAUCUGGCCUUAAAGCUCACCUGGGCUCUUGUACUUUGGGAAACUUUGUGGCUGGAAAAUACAAGUGUCUUCUAUGUCAGAAAGAAUUUGUGUCAGAGAGUGGUGUCAAGUAUCACAUCAACUCUGUCCAUGCUGAGGAUUGGUUUGUUGUAAACCCAGCAACAACCAAAAGCUUUGAAAAGCUGAUGAAGAUAAAGCAGCGGCAGCAAGAAGAAGAAAAGCGGAGACAGCAGCACAGGAGCAGGAGGUCUCUGAGAAGGCGGCAGCAGGCUGGCAUGGAGCUUCCUGAGCCAGCAGAGCUGAGUCUUAGAGCAGGGAAAGAUCAGAGGAGGAAUAACGAGGAACUGCUAGUGUCGACCUCCUGUAAAGAACCAGAGCAGGAACCAGUGCCAGCACAGUUCCAGAAAGUAAAGUCCCCAAAGGCUAAUCAUAAACGAGGAAGGAAAUAGGCAGUCAGUGUGAGAGCGCUCCUCGGAGAGUGGACGGAUGCUCUUGUCACGGGGACCUGUGCUGGAGGACUGAGUUAUGGGGCUGAGUGAAGAGAAAUGUCCUCUUUCAGUUGUUUGUGAAAAGCUACAACUUUCUCUACUCUUUUCUCCUGUAUAAAUUUCACUGUUUUCCCUACUUACUCACUUUGACAACCUCCCUUCCCCAACCCUUUUUUGGUAGGUUUUCCUGCUAUUCCUCAUUGGAGUCUAUUAUUUUUCUCUUAUCUUGCCCAAAGAGCUCCCUCUUAAGGCCAACCAUAGGCCCCUCUUGUCCUGUACAAGACUAAGAAAACUGGUUGUUCUUUUCUUCCUGGGGUGUAGAAUGUUCUUGGAAGUUCUAUUGAUUUAGUAGUCUCCAUCGUCAAGUUUAUAAAACAAUUCCACAUUAAAUUUUUAAAACCAUACUGAUUAAUCAUUUUGUAUUUGUGCUAUAACAUGCCUAGAAGCUAGAAUAAGAUUACCCUCUUUGGGAAACAAACUUUAUGGAGGUUGUUCUCUCAAUAUGGUUUUAGUAUUGAAAGAAAGAAUGGGUUUAGGAUGAAAAAGCUAGAACUUCCCUACACUAAUUCUACUGGGAAGUGUUUUGUCUGCCCCAAGUAGCAGUGACUAACUAGACCAGCCGGCCCGUUU